Molecule: messenger RNA, 1050 nt
Organism: Penicillium griseofulvum
Lineage: Eukaryota; Fungi; Ascomycota; Eurotiomycetes; Eurotiales; Aspergillaceae
Exons: 7
Coding region: 1-1050 (349 amino acids)
Source: RefSeq, a predicted model, not a curated record
AUGGCCAAUAAGACCCAAGUUCUUAUUCUAGGUGCAACCGGAUACAUCGGUGGCUCGAUUCUUGCUGAGAUACUACGAUCUCCGGAGGCUUCCAAAUUGAGCAUAUCCGCACUGAUCCGUCGUUCAGACCAGGCGGCCAAGCUCGACUCUCUGGGUGUAAAGCCAAUCCUGUUUGGUGGCCUGGACGACCUGGAAGCUUGCAGAAAUGCUGCUUCUCAAAGUGAUCUUGUGAUCAACGCGGCAUCUGCAUCCCAUGACAGUUCUGCUAAAGCACUGGUCGAAGGUUUAGCUCUUAGACAGAAGGCCACGGGCAAGGAAGCCUAUCUUAUUCAUACUUCGGGUACCUCAAUUCUGGGCGAUCAUCCCUACACUGGGACGCCACAGGACCAGAAAAUCUGGUCUGAUGAAAAGGAUAACAUAUUUGAGAUGGAGAAGAAUCACCCUGAGCGCUACGGACAACGCGUGACCGAUGUUACGGUUGUUGAGACCGGGUUAAGCCUUGGUGUCAAAACGUACAUUGUCGUCCCUCCCACCAUCUACGGAAAAGGCGACGGUCCAUUCGCGACUCUGAGCCAACAGGUGCCCAACCUUGCACGUUUGGCCAAAAAGCGCGGAUUUGCCAGUGUAAUUGAGAGUGGCAAGGGCAUUUGGAAUCAUGUUCACAUUGCCGAUCUUUCUGCUUUCUACGGGCUUCUCUUCCGUGCUGUUAUUGAGCAAAACACAUGGCUUCCUUCCGGCCCAGAUGCGGUAUUCUUUGUUGAAAGCGGUGAACAUACAUGGCUACAGGUUAGCCAGGGUAUUGCCGAUGCCAUGUGCAAGAGCGGUCUCCUGGCGACGAAUGAAGUCAAGUCAAUCAGCCUGAAGGAUGCAGCUGCGGAAAUUACUGGGGGUAACGAGAGUCUUGCAGAGAUCUCCCUUGCAUCAAAUUCGAGAGCUCGGGCUGAUUUUGCCCGGAAUCGACUUGGUUGGAAUACGCCUCGGGGAUUAGAAGACUUCUUGAACCACUUCGAUGCCGAAGUAGCAGCUAUGCUUGGAGAGCUGAGAGGUUAG